UAUGUAGUUUGCUGAGAAAACAUACAGAAUAUGCAUCAGGAGACCAGCUACUAUAAAAUGAGACACGAGAUUGCAUUUGAUGCUACGACUUGAUUGAUAUUUCUGACUCAUCAAAGUGAACAGUUGUGUUUAUGCGUUUGCAUGAGACUGACGCUUUCAGGAAAGUAAGAAAAUUCAUCCAAAACCAAACUGUAAGUUGGAAAACCAAAUGGACACCAUUACAGAAAAUGAACUACUUCUUAAGUUUAAGGAUCUCAUGAAUCAAGGCGAUGGGGAAGAAGCCAAGUUCAAGGAUUGUGAUUAUCUCAGAUUUCUUCGAGCAAGAAACCAUCAAGUUGACAAAGCAGAGCAAAUGAUGGCCAAGCAUUUGGAGUGGAGAAAGCAAGUCAACUUCGAUACGGCGGAUACUUGGGAAAUUCCUGAAAUAAUGAUCAACGGAUUUCCGUAUUUUUUGGAUGGAGUGGAUAAAGAUGGACGAUCUGCUUUCUAUUUUCCUGUGGGACGCUGGCAAAUGCGGCAGCUAGUCGUGGGUGGUUACAAGUCAGAAAUUGAGAGACAUAUGUACCAUUCGAUGGCCAAACUGGCGAAAAUCGUUGAAAAGAGUAAAAGAGAACAGUUCGUAGUUAUUGUUGAUCUCGCUGGACUGUCGUAUUGGCAGGUUGCGCAUUACGAUGUUGUACAAAUGAUGUUACGAGUUUUGCGGGAGUAUGAACAAAAUUUUCCGGAACGACUGCAUGCCGCCGUAGUAAUUAAUGCACCGUGGGCCCUCAAUAUCAUUUUCCCAUCCAUAAAAUCUGUCCUGACGGGAAAUACCAUUCAAAAACUGAAAAUAUUUGACAGCAAUUCCAGCAAUUUCUUGCCACAUUUGUUGGACCUAGUCCCACCUAAAGGACUUCCUGACGGGUUUAGGGAACACAAUCCCAAGCUCGUGAGCUUGUUGAGAAAUGGUAAUAACAACUGAAAUGGAUAACGAGUUAUAUGCAACUUGUAAAUAUUUCCACGGCAAAUGACGACGUGUGGUCAUGAGACUUGAGCCGCAUACUUACCGCAUACGACUCCCUCAUGUGACUAUGACUGCUAUGGACUGUGAAACACGGACAACAAAGUUCUUCUGGGAUUUCUAGAUUGAUAAGUAAAUAACGCAUGCAGAUUUUCCUUGGCUUCUUAGAUGAAGCUGUUAUUUCCUUUCGCAGUGUUGUUUUUAGAUAUGUAGUUAAACCAUUCGUGGGAAAGUGAGAUUCCAAGGUUCACGAAGAGUAUUUAUGCAUGUGGGAUUGAUACUGGUAGUGGUGUAAUAAAUAAUUCUAAUUAAUUGUGAUAUAUAGAUUAUAAGUAAGUACUACAUACAAGUAGACAUAAGUAAUUGCGCAAUAGCGGACAAAGAAAUCAGUUGACUUGCUCAAAGUCUAGAUGACCAGAUUAAUGAUACGUACAUACAUAUUUGCCUGGAACGUUGCAUGUCACGUAAAACCGUCAAAGUCUACCGAUAAUUAUUGCUGAUCAAUUAUGUAACCUUGUAUUUACAACUUAGAUAUUGACGAUAUUGUUAGUUUACGACAGAAUAGUCACGUUAUAUGUACGUACAUUGGAUAAUAAUAACGUACUGAUUACUGUACACCUGCAUUCUCACGAUGACACGAUUAACUGUACUCUUUUAGGUAGCUGACUGCCUGGCCUACGUAUACCAAUUAACACUUGUAAAUAUAUUAUCUCCAUAAAUAUACUGUAACAUUUGCAAAACCAAUUAUGCAAUUAUGUAUGCAGUUGAAAUUUAAUUUUGGAUCUGACUAUAUGUGAAGUGAACUCAUGAAAUAAAAAAUUGGGUGUAAAUGUAAUG
Folsomia candida is the source of this 1837-nucleotide messenger RNA. RefSeq names its product SEC14-like protein 4. NCBI's taxonomy places the organism in Eukaryota, Metazoa, Arthropoda, Collembola, Entomobryomorpha, Isotomidae. The transcript is spliced from 8 exons. Bases 209 to 961 code for a protein of 250 amino acids. Gene Ontology annotation, cellular component: cytoplasm. The record is from RefSeq and is a predicted model, not a curated record.